AUGGCCUUCCCGCACCAGCUGACACUGAGCCUGGCCUUCCUGCCGCAGGCCUGUCUUGCGGGAAUGUCGCCGAUCCUGUCCGACCACUACGACACAUUCAAGGAUGUCAUGUUUGCCUUUAUCUGCUUCCAGUCCGAGAAGGAAGAGGUCCAGAACAUGGGUGGGGCCUGCCUGGCCUACCUCGUGAUCAUCCAUGUCUUCUGCUUCUUCGUCGAGGAUUUGACGACGGAGCUGCUGAGCUCACACCUGGCAGUGCUCCUGCUCACCCCUGACGCAGGAGACAGUGUGAAUCUGGGUGAAGAGCUGUUGAUUGUCCUCUACAAGCAGCUGACUCCUACGAAAAGGUUCCUUCUUCUUCUGGAGAACGUGCCGCAGGCGCUCGCCGCGCUGUUCUACUUGCGGCGCGAGGGUGGAUCCACCGUGGUCGCCGCGCUGAAUUUGGCCAUCCCCACCAUACAGGUCCUAGUGACGUUGGUCCUUUUUGGCCCCGUUCGAGCGCAGGUGGCCGGCUAUUACGGCCGGAAGCUGCGGACCCUGGUCGCGUCUGGAAAUGACAUCAUGGCCCGGCGCAUCUGGCGCGAGGCCGACUUUGAGAAGGACGAGGGCCUGUAUCUCAGAGCCCUUCCGUGGAUGCAUCCUGCGCACGACUCCGAGGUCCUGAUGCUACGUGCCCAGAUGCUGCGUGGACUGUGGAAGGCCACCGUGGCUCCGGAGGUCCAAGAUGUUGCCCAGGACUUUGAGAAGACGGAAGGAGACCUCCAGAAUUUGGGCAUUGGAGCAUCAGGCCUUGUCCAGGCCCUGUGCUCAGCCCUCGAGAAGGGAACUUUUACAGGAGAGGAGCUGAACUUGAAUAACAACGGCCUCCAGGAUGAGCACAUGAAGGCACUCUGCGCCGUCUUCGAGAAGUGCAGCUGCCUGAAAGACGUGCAAUCCCUCAGCUUUCGCAACAACUCCAUCGGGCCAGAUGGCGCCAAGGCCAUCUGCCACGUGGUUGCGCAGAGCAGCAUCAAGCACCUGGACCUGUCUGGAAACGGAAUCGGAGAUGAAGGCAGUAACGUGGUGACCUCAAAGCCUGAUAAAGCAGCAAUAAGCAGCAUCUUGUUCCGGAAGAUGCCAAACCGACAUAAGGCCAUUGCCAAGUGCAUCGAGAAAAAGCCAGACUUUGAGAACCUCGGCAUCGAGUUCAACAACGUCACCGACCAGGGCGUCGAGGCGAAGGGAUGUGCCGAACAGAAACGGAAAAAAGGGACAUAG
Messenger RNA from Symbiodinium natans, 1254 nucleotides. The record is from the annotation of a GenBank genome assembly. Lineage: Eukaryota; Dinophyceae; Suessiales; Symbiodiniaceae.